AUGGUAUUGAUUGAAUAUGUUCCAUAUGGGGAUCUGCUUGGUUACCUGAGAAAGAGCCGUGGAUUAAACGACACUUACUACAAAGACCCGGACGUCAAGCCACAAACAAAUCUGACAUCGCAGCAGCUGAUGAAAUUUGCGUGGCAAGUUGCCGAUGGAAUGUCGUAUUUGUCAUCGAUAUCAGUAAGUACACACUAUGGGCCGGUUAUUUUAACAAAGCUUAGCUGUUCUUUCACAAAACCACGUUCUAAAACUAUCUAACCUGAAAAUUCUACCUGAACAUUCAUAAUUGUCAAAAAAAUCAACCCUUUUACGGAGAAAGCCCAGUGACUGCGUAAAACCGCGGUUUAGGUUAGACUUCGUGUAAAUAACCGGCCCCAUACAUUUAGUUUGAGAACUUACAGAUUGCCCAUCUUACUUAAAACGGACCCUCGUGGCAAUUCUUUUUUCAAUUCUCUCGCAUCCUCCCAAGUCGUUCCAACAUCAAUAAUUUGUUGAGCUUUGCUAUAGAUUAUCCAUCGAGACCUUGCAGCUCGUAAUGUGUUGAUUGGAGAAGGGGAAAUGUGUAAAGUGACAGACUUUGGCAUGGCCAGAGAUGUCCAAGAGGACAACAUUUAUCAACGGAAGUCAAAGGUACCAAACGAUUUUAAGCUGAUAAUUAUGUUGAAAUUAAUGUAAAUUUGUAUGAGUGUCUGCGGUUUUAACUUUACAUAGGUCAUGGGCUCUCUCGGCUUCUUUUUCUAACACAUUAAAUCACUGCUAGGACUGCUUCAGUUAGCUAGAGAUCUGUCUACAGUCUUGCAUUGGUUAAGUUGCAUUUAUCCUUGAUCAUGAUCUUUUUAAUAUCCUUAAUCAUGAUCUUUCUAAUUUAGGGGCGUCUCCCUGUCAAAUGGACUGCCAUUGAGGCAUUGCUGUACGGAAAAUAUUCCACAAAGAGCGAUGUGUGAGUACAAGGACUUCAUAAGGUCUAUAAGCAAAAUGGGAAAAGUUAUUGGAUGUCUUCUGUAUGUUAGGUAUUGCAUUUUUUUUUAAUUGAUGUGGAGAUGUGGAGGAAUCUUAUUAUGAAGGAGUGGUAAUACUCGUUCUGGCUUAGAUUUGUGAGUAAUGUCCCAGGUUCUGCUCUUGUAACGGGUCUAGUGAGCUUCCCACGAAGAAGUUUCAUUUACUUUUUUUUUUAACAGUACGGAAGAGAACGUUUAUUUUCCUUCCUCGUUUGUUCUACAGGUGGAGCUACGGAGUUCUCCUCUAUGAGAUUUUCACGAUUGGUAAGUUGUGAGAUUAAUGACCAGACCAUUAAUUUUAGCGUCAACGUGUCAACAAAAGUGGCACUUGUAUCGACAUGUGGUCAUAAAGUAAGCAGGGUGUACCGUUCUCUGAGGAAUUCGGUUUUGCCUUUGUGAUUUGUAACUGCCAAGCCACCUUAGAUUGCCUCAGUCGCUGAACUUAUUCGAAAAAGACAAAGGAACAAUGGUGUAGGAAUUAUAUUGUAAAAAUAUAUUUACAAGUGUUGGGCCCUUCUUGAAAGAGUGCAUUGAGAGUACCUGCUUUAUUUUAGGUGGUUCACCUUAUCCAAGGAUGGAUGGAAGAAAAAUUGCAAAGUUGCUAGAGGAGGGAUACAGAAUGCCUAAACCACAACAUGUGGAUGAGAAGUUGUAUGAAGAUUGUGUUGUUGUUUUUUUUCGUUGCCUUUUCUCUUACAGCAGUAAUAUUUAUUUUAAAUGUUCUUUUUGCUAAAGAGGCAUGCACAGCCAAAAUUAAACCCGUUUUAUUUUCCGAGCCAGCCUUCUUAAGGAAAAUAUUGGAAUGAGUCAAUGAUCACGAGUUUGUCUCUUGUGGUGAUUGAAGAAAGAAGCAAACUGUCCUACCGUAUAUGCAACAUUUUAUGUCUAACAAUAUCCUAACUGAGGCCAGUGAGAACAUACUGAGAUAUCCUUGACGUCUUUGUGUUUAAGGUAUAAAAUAAUGGCAAACUGUUGGAAAGACGAGCCUCACUUGAGACCAUCUUUUGAGAAGUUGAGAAACGAACUCAAAGAAAUGGAAAACCAGCACAAGGUAGGUUUGUGGAGUUAACUGUGAUCGUUCAAAGUUUUAUCUGACUUUCGUAAACUUACAAUCGUGGAAUAUCGUUAGUUUAAAGUCAGCAGAUUUUGUGUAUUUUAAUUUAUAACGAAAAUUACUGGAGUUUCGAAGCUACUUUAUCUAAAUUAUGAGGUAAAAAUAAUGGAUCAGAAUUCCAGCGAGUAUUCUUGUACAAGUUUUAAAGCUUGUUCUGAAAACAUGGAAAGGGGAUUGAUUUUGUGUUUCAAGAUAUUCUCUGAAUCCAUCAGUGAAAACCCAAAGAAAAUGCUAGGUUGUAUUUAGUUAAUACCAAUAAGCUCCUUUGAACGGUCAGUUGGGUCUGUAAACAAGCACACUGAUAUUCUUUGCCUUUUUCUAUUCCUUUUUUUGAUGUACCACUGUCAAAUGCAUGUAAUAAUGGCGUCACUAUGAAGUGUUCGAAAGUUGCAUGUCUAUUUUAUUUCGGUUAUUUCCAAGUAUAAUAUCAUCACCAACAUGCUCUUCACAAACGAUAAAAAGUCAUUUUAAAUGGGGCCUUUAUAGCGAGCGAUUAAGAUUUUCUAAUUUUUACCCCUUUUUUCGCAGGGGCUGAUAAACUUAAACAAUUACGACGGUCGACUCUACGUUAAUGUUGACGAUCUUGCUGUGUAAGCGAUUGCAUUCUCAUGGAGCAAAGGAUGGAGUGAUAAAUCUUGCAGCGCUAUGAUAUGCAAUUUCCCUGUGUAUUUGAAGUUAAACUUUCAUUCUAUGUUAAUACAAAACAAGCUAUUGAACAGUGAAGCGAGGAACAGCUGUAUAGUUUUUUUAAAACUUUAUGUUGAAAAGACAAAUGAUUUUUUGGAAAAGCAUAUCAAAGUAACUUUUUAUCGGUGAUAAAAAUUAAAAUUAAUUUUUGAGAGUAAACAUCUAUUUUCGUGUAAAGUGUUAAAAAAAGGAAAAUUGUUUCAAUUGUCUCUUUUUCGGAGGCUAAAAUAAAUGACAAAAUAUGAAAAGACACUUAGUAUAGUGAACGUAAAAGAUUAACUAUUGAGGAACCCACUCUAUUGAUCAGAAAUUUUUUGUUACUUAUGUAAUUCAGUGCGAAGGCUGAGAAGCCCGACUAAGCCCCAAGGAAACGGCAAUUCCUUUUGCUUUGCUCUUCUUGCAAAUGAUCAUCAGUCCUUGGGGAACUUAUAACAAUAAUAAGUGUUGCUAUGACAAAUUUAUUUGAAGGUUGUUUUUUUUUUAAUUGCACUCUUAAUUACAGGAAUUGUUUAUUAAGCUAAUGAUUGAACAAAAGUAUUUUUCUUUUGUUAUUUAAACGGUUGCUUUUCGCUCAAAUUUUCAUGUUAGUUUGAUACAUUUUCGGGAUCAAUAUCAGUAUCUAAGCAACUGCCCCUCCCCUAACCCAACAACAGUCUAUUGAUAACAAGUUAGGGUUAAUGUUGGGUUAGGGGAGGGGUAGGUGGGCAGUUGCACAGAUACUGAUAUUGAUCCCAUUUUUCUGUGUGUGCGUAACCGUCGGAAAGCGCGGAAUAAAGUUUGUGAGUUGUACAACGUC
This is a messenger RNA of Pocillopora meandrina, 3598 nucleotides long. NCBI's taxonomy places the organism in Eukaryota, Metazoa, Cnidaria, Anthozoa, Scleractinia, Pocilloporidae. The record is from the annotation of a GenBank genome assembly.